Molecule: messenger RNA, 1434 nt
Organism: Thrips palmi
Lineage: Eukaryota; Metazoa; Arthropoda; Insecta; Thysanoptera; Thripidae
Gene: Syx18
Product: syntaxin-18
Biological process (GO): retrograde vesicle-mediated transport, Golgi to endoplasmic reticulum
Cellular component (GO): endoplasmic reticulum; SNARE complex
Source: RefSeq, a predicted model, not a curated record
ACACUGUAGUAUGAGAAACCUACAGGUCAGAACCCAUGACUUUUCGUCGUCGUGUUUACAUGGGUGUCACUUUUGUGAAAUACGUGUAGAUCCAUCCAAAAACUUCGUGACUUUCGCUCGAGAGCAUGUCAUUUACUCAUAUUUUGUCUAAAGGUUAGGGGAUAGCCGACAGUGGAGGCUUGUUCAAGAUGUUAUGAUUGUUGUCUGUAAUUGAGUAGGAUUCUGAGGUCCUCUACUUGGGCUUGCUUUGUCAAUCUAUCGGAAAAAUGGAUAUCACGGUCUUAUUUAAGGCCUGUGUGAAGACUGUGCGUGUACGCAACAAAGCUCUGGGAAUAACAACAGCAGAUCAGGACAAGAAUAGAAUAUUAACAUAUGCUGCCAAAAAAUCACUGUUUGGAACUAAAUCCAAGGAAAUUGCAACGCAGAUUUCCAGACUGAGGGAUUUUCUACUAGAACACCGGAAAGGUUACUUACAACUUAACAGUUACCUCUCUGAUGGUCCUCAAUUGUCUGAUAUUGAAAGGGACAAAAUUGAUGCUGGAGCUCAAAGAAUUAUGAAAACCUGUUCAGCUUUGAUUCAUGAUUUUAGAAGGCAAACUGCAAUCACCGAUGUGCCAAGCCAACUUAUGGAACAUCAACAAUCUGUGAUAGACCUCUUGGAAUCAUAUUUAAAAAGUGUCUGUCACAUUUACACAGAGCUUCACAUGACACGAAUGAAAAGAAUCAUGGAUUCCCAAAAGAUGUCCCGAUUAGAAGGAGAUGCGAGUUACACAAAUGUAUCAAAAGAAGUGACCGAUAUAAGAUUUAGAAAAAUAUCUGACCAAUCAACUGGUAGUUUUAUAAAGGAAGACUCAUUAUCUGAUGGAAGAUCCAAUGAUGGAGAUGUCAACACUGAAGACAGGCCGGAGAAAAAUUUAGACAAUAGUGCAGCACUUAUUGCAGCGAGAUCAGCCGCACUAGCUGAGCUGGCAGCUCCUUUUGCGAUGGAAGAUGAUCAACUGUCAGCAGAGGAGCUUCAAAUGUUUGAGUCAGAAAAUGCUCAUCUCUACAAUGAGCUAAACAGUUUGUCAGAUGAGGUGCGUCAAAUCGAACGCAAAGUAGUCAAGAUUGCCGAGUUACAGGAAGUUUUCACUGAGAAGGUUCUGCAGCAAGAGCAAGAUGUUGAGCGGAUAUCUAGCAUGGUUGUUGGAGCAACUGAAAAUGUUCGAGAUGCAAAUACCCAAAUCCGCCAAGCUAUUCAACGAAAUGCUGGACUUCGUGUUUAUAUCCUGUUCUUCUUGUUGGUUAUGUCCUUCUCGUUGCUUUUCCUUGAUUGGUACAAUGAUUAACUUCCACCUUGUUGUUUUAUUUGUGUUUGGAGAUAUGGGAAAUGAAUUGUUAAGAUAAAUGUCAAAUGAUUUAUUUAAUGCAGAAUAGAAAGAGUUGACUAGUGAA